Molecule: messenger RNA, 259 nt
Organism: Trichobilharzia regenti
Lineage: Eukaryota; Metazoa; Platyhelminthes; Trematoda; Strigeidida; Schistosomatidae
Source: the annotation of a GenBank genome assembly
CUGAUUUGUACCUUUUAUGGACAUCCUCCCCCAGAAGGUGGUCUACAAUGGUCUAUUGAUAGAUUCAACGGUACACGUAGUUCAUUAAGUUCACAUUGGUUAUCAAUGCAAGGCUUGAUAAUUCAUUCUGGUCGUCAUUAUUGGACACAGAUUGGUUCACCACAAUUUGAUGCACAAGGUAGACAUACCGGGGUAUUUCAGUGUACAGCAUUGAAUUCUAUUGGUCAAAUAAUUGAAAGAGAUCAAGUCAGAGUUGAAC